This is a messenger RNA of Thamnophis sirtalis, 2637 nucleotides long. RefSeq names its product NBL1, DAN family BMP antagonist (gene NBL1). Gene Ontology annotation, biological process: animal organ morphogenesis. Gene Ontology annotation, molecular function: receptor ligand activity; BMP binding. NCBI's taxonomy places the organism in Eukaryota, Metazoa, Chordata, Lepidosauria, Squamata, Natricidae. The record is from RefSeq and is a predicted model, not a curated record.
CGGACUGAGUUAAAUUCUGCCUUAAGAUGCUGCGGGAACUUUGUGGAAGCAGCAAAUUCUAAACAGCUUCUCCCUGAGCAGGAAGGUUCAUUCAUGCUUCUGUUUUUGCUCUGAAAAACCUAAUUUUUAACUCCUUUCCACCUCCACUGCUCCAGUCUACAGGAGUUUUGUGAUAUUUUGCCUCCGUUUCUGGAUCUUGGGGACAAUUUCAUGGUUUUUCCUCCUGCUGCUCGUUUUUUUUUUUUACACUGACAAGGUUGGUCGUGGAGAGAUAAAAAGUUACUCCCAGUUGACUGAAAGUCUGAACCUCUCUGCAAAUUCGGCACGGAAAAGUUAAGUUUUUCUUGAGGUUCCGAUGCUAAUUGUCUCGCUUCUUCCACCCUUUCUGGUUUUGCUUUUCAUCCUGGGAUGCUCUCGCAAACGUAACUUUUAGAAGAUUCUAUUAGACACGGAUUUAACCUGGAUUUCAGCUGCUUCUCCUGCGGACUUGGUUGGAUAAACCUCUUUUAAUCUUUGGGUGCUUGCAAGAGAACAUUUUUUUUCUUUCCACGGAUCAAACCCCUGUUCCAGAGGAUUUCCGCUGGUGGCAGCCACGAUGCUAAGACUUCUGCUGAGCGCGUUCCUCCCCUGCCUGAGCUUAUCUGCCCCGUCUCAUAUUAACAAACUCGCCCUGUUUCCGGAUAAGAACGCCUGGUGCGAGGCCAAGAACAUCACCCAAAUUAUCGGACACCACGGAUGCAAUUCUAAAUCCAUCCAAAACAGAGCCUGCAUGGGCCAGUGCUUCAGCUACAGCGUCCCCAACACUUUGCCGCAGUCGACGGAGUCCCUGGUGCACUGCGACUCCUGCAUGCCCUCGAACAUCAAGUGGGAUGUUGUCUCGCUGGACUGCCCCCAAAACGGAUACAUGUCCAAGGUGGAAAAACUGGUGGAAAAAAUCUUGCACUGCAGCUGCCAGGCGUGUGCGAUGGUCCAUCCCUCCUCGAACAUCGAAGAGCUUCCCCAUCAAGAAGCCUCCAACCCUUCCGCCUUCAGGCACCUCUUCGAAGGCGAGGCCGCCAAGCCCCAGCCCCCCUCCCAAAAUGACUGACCUUUCACCGGGAGCUCCCACCUCCUCCAUUUUUCUCCCCGCUUCUCCCUCUCUCCCUCUCUUUUUCUUUCCUCUCUCAAACCUCCAUCCUGUUCUGAUGUGGAGAAAAAGGGAAAACGAGGCGCAGAAUUCGGGGAGCCCUUUUGCCAUCCGGGAGAGAACAGGAAGCUGGGCUUGGGGGCGGGGGAGGCGACAACAUCUGGAUUUGGGAUCGGAAGGAUGAAGGCUCACUGGAGAACCAGAACCCCUUUUCCUGCCAAGAUGGAGUCACCGUUGUGAGCUUGCAAAGGGAGCAGUUUUUUAAAUUCCCUGGUGGAGAUUCUGUCGGUUCCAGAUUUAGGGAUGAUGAAGUGGAAGGUUGCCGACAGGAAGAAAGGGCAUCCUCCUUCCCUUUGCUCUGAGAUCCUUGCUCAAAAUCGGGCUGAAAGAAACAUGGAUUUUCUUGCUGUGUCCCUUGGGGUGCCCCCUAGGACCAUGGGAAGGGACUUUCCCCCUAUAUGUAUAUAGAUAUAGAUGUAUACCAGACUGAGAAGAACCUUGUUCAGCAGUAUUAUGAGAACAGAGUGCACCCUUGUUUAAACUUUCUUCUCUGUGGUAGCUGGGCUGAGAUGAUGAAGAACGGCCGUGAAUAAGAAACCACUGUAACCCCAGUUUAAAUCCUAGGACAAUCUUACUUCUGAAGCUUUCUUCAUGGCCUCUGCUAGCAUGGAACAUCUUGAAUGUAUGUUUUGAAAGGCAAUAUCCAAGCCAGAUUUGUGGUCCUCAGGGGUUGUGGUCCUCAGUUUUUAUCACACCAGCCAGGAAGGCUCUGGGAUGGGAGUUGUAGUCCAGAAUUUAUGGAGGACGCUAUCCAAGUCAUCUACCCAUGCUUUUGGCCUUGAUCUCAUGGUGCCCAGAUAAUGUCUCCCCUUUUUCUCACUCGAGGAGGUUGUCACAACUCCCAUCCGCCAGCAUGCAGGACACGAUCCGUACAGCGCACACAGAACCUACUCGAGAAAGUGUGUUCAGACAACUCUCCUCUCCACCUGCAGCGUGAUCUCUUGAGAACGGCCCUCUCUCUGCCAUGAACCCAGUCGCGUUUGUUGGAAAGAGGAGGAGAAAAUGGGGGCGGGGGGUUCUUUCCUUUGCAGAUGGGGUUUUGAUCCUCCUUGAACUGAUGCUGAAGCUGACACCGUUUGGAGUUGUAGCCCCCACAUUUUCCCACAUGAUCACCAGCUCCAACACUGGAAGUGUUUAAGAGUGUUGGGUAACCAUUUGUCUGAAGUUGUGAUGGGUUUCCUGCCUAAGCAGGGGUUGGACUAGAAGACCUCCAAGGUCCCUUCCAACUCUGUUAUUCUGUUCUAUUCUUUAGGGGGAGAGGGCUGUGGGGUAAGGGUCACCCUUUUUUCUUUGAAGAAACUGUUGCAGUAGGUUGUUGCUUGGAUCAACUAAAAACCAGCCAUGUUUUAGAAGCCAAUGGUUCCUAUGUAAAGGUUCCGCUUGUACAUAUGUGCUAGUCGUUUCUGACUCUAGGGGGUGGUACUCAUCUCCGUUUCCAAGCCGAAGAGCCA